UCCUUGCUGCGCUUCCUCGUGACGAUCCGAGGGGAAGAGGCGUCGACGGGCCAGCUCCGCGACGACCUCAUGACCAUGCUCGUCGCCGGCCACGAGACGACGGCGGCGCUGCUGACCUGGACCCUCUACGAGCUCUUCCACCCGUCGAAGCGCGCCGCGGGCCACUUGGAACGGUUGCGCGCGGAGGUCGACGCGAACUUCGCGCUCCGAACAUCCGAGAACCGGACCGCGACGGCCUACGCGGACGUCGUCGACUGCGCCUUCGCGCGGCUCUGCCUCGCCGAGGGCCUGCGGCUCUACCCGCAGCCGCCCCUGCUCAUCCGGCGCGCGCUCGACAGCGACGAGCUGCCGCAGCCCUACGCGGACGAGGACCGCGUCAAGAUCGCGCGCGGCACGGACGUCUUCAUGUCCACGUGGUCCCUCCACAAGAACCCGGCGCUCUGGGACGAGCCGGAGAGCUUCGACCCGACGCGCUGGGAGCGGAAGAAGGAGCCGGGCCCGGACGCGCCCGCGGGCUGGCGCGGCUACGACCCCGCGAAGAUCCCGGCGCAGGCGCUCUACCCGACGGAGCAGUCGGCGGACUACGCCUUCCUGCCCUUCGGCGCGGGCAACCGGCGCUGCGUCGGCGACCAGUUCGCCAUCCUCGAGGCGACGGUCAUGCUCACGACGCUCAUCCGCGAGUUCGACUUCGAGUUCGCGUUGGACGACCCGUCCACGCUCGCGCCGAAGACGGGGCUCGGCGGCCUGCCGGUGGCCGACGUCGGCAUGCGCACGGGCGCGACCAUCCACACGGAGCACGGCCUCUGGAUGACCGCGAAGCCCCGCGAGCACCCGUCCUAA
Aureococcus anophagefferens is the source of this 840-nucleotide messenger RNA. RefSeq lists its product as hypothetical. The annotation marks the transcript as partial. NCBI's taxonomy places the organism in Eukaryota, Pelagophyceae, Pelagomonadales, Pelagomonadaceae. The transcript has a single exon. Gene Ontology annotation, molecular function: iron ion binding; oxidoreductase activity, acting on paired donors, with incorporation or reduction of molecular oxygen; heme binding. The record is from RefSeq and is a predicted model, not a curated record.